UCUUCCUUAACAUUUCCGUAUUUGGAAUCAUGGUGGCAUUCUGUGAAAUUAAUUCCAAAUGGAUCCCCCUUUCGGUAAUUUCACAUCGAACAAUAAUUCGUACUUUCUCCCCGGAUUACUGCUCCGACCACAGAUUUCCGCUUCCCCUGUUUCCAUCAGUCACUGUCAGUUCCAUCAAGAUUCCUCCGGAUUACUGUUAUCGAAAUUCAAAUUGAACUCGUCCUUCAUUCGAUUAGCUGAGUGUUCUAUAUGUGAAUACUGAUUUUACAUUUCGAUGUUAAUCGAAUGAAAGUCUAGGGUUAGGGUUUUCAAAAUCAGCGAAUUUAGUCUUGCGAGUGAGCUUGUUUUCUGUUUAUAGAGGGGUUUUACUGCUUUUGGGUAUUGAAUUUCUUGUUUUCUUUACAUUCCGAGUCUUUCGUGGUUGAUCGAUUUGAAUUUUCUGAUCGGUUAGGUCAGAACCAAAUUCGGGAGUUCUCUUGCUGCAUCCUUUCGGAUUUCAGAGUCUGAAUGGCUUGCAAAAGGCCAUUUCAUGAUGUAGAGUCAUAUGAGAUUGGUCCCAAGCAUCCAAGACAGCAGGAAUCUCUGACUCAGUCAUCCCCUUUCCUGGAGACUUUUCUCCGCGAGAAUGGUUCUCAUAAAUUUAUUUCAGGUGAAACUGUCAACGACUUUAGCCAAUGUCAAGUUGGAAGACUGGCAGCAAAAGAGGCAGCUGGUGAAUCUUCAAACGGGACUGCUGAGACUGCAAAAAACACAUUUCAUGACUACUCAAGUGCAGUUAAUUCAGAAACAGAAUUUGGUGAAGCUGAGAGUAACUUUGGCAAAUGUCGAGUUGGAGGUCUGGGAGGGAAAGAGAUAAGUGAUGAAUAUUCCAAUGGGGCUGCUGCAGAGUAUGGUGAUUCAAGCCCGAAUACUGCAGGCACAGUUCAUGACUACUCAAAUGCAGUUAAUUCAGAAACCGACUUUGGUACCUUAAGCAAUGAUUCUAGUUGUGUGUGGGUUAACAGUGAUGCUUUUGAAGGAUAUGAAGAGGCCUACGAAUCAGUUCAUAAACCAGUUUUUCCACAUUUUUUUGAACUUGACCUACACGAGUUUUGUUCAACUCUUACUGAACAUCCUAUUUGGAAAACGGUUCCAGUUGGCCCUGAAUAUCAAGCUGAUAUCCCUGACUGGAAUCCACAGAGUCUCAGCAACUACUCCUCGGAACAGUUAGCUGGCGGUAUAUGUAUUGCCCCAAUUCCUGAUGUAGAGUCCUCCGUCUCCACAAGUUUUAUAGGUGUGGAAAAUGAAGGCGGCUGUUACUGCCUUGAUAAAGGUUCUAUUAGAUGUGUAAGGCAACAUGUUAAAGAAUCAAGGGCUAAACUGAUUGAAAAUAUUGGCUUGAAAAAAUUUGAGGAACUGGGAUUUUGUGACAUGGGAGAGGUGGUUGCAGAGAGGUGGAGCGACGAGGAGGAAAUUUUUUUUCAUGACAUAAUCUUCUCUAACAAAGCAUCAUUUGGAAAGAACUACUGGCAUUCACUAGCGAUUUCAUUCCCGUCUAGAUCCAAGAUGGAACUGGUCAGCUACUACUUCAAUGUUUUUAAACUGCGGCAACGUGCAGAGCAGAAUAGGCUUAUCCCAACAAAUAUCGACAGUGAUAAUGAUGAAUGGCAAGGUUUUGAAGCUCAACAUAGAGACGAAGAUAAUGGUUUUGCAGUUGAAUCUUUGGAUGGUCGAGAUGCUUUUGUUCAUGAUCAGGCAACUCAUGAGAAGGAUAUUCCUGGUGAUACUGAAAAUGGUGCUUAUCAAGACCAUCUCGACGGUAUUAACAGGGAAAAAUUGAAACCUAAGGAAGGGGAAGGGAACUUUAAUGAUGUUUCAGGGAUGCAAGUUGGAGAACCUAGGAAUAAUUGUGUGGCUGGUUCUGUCUUUCCACUUUUAACCAAGGCCACAAACAAUGCCAGCCCUCAAGAUAGGCGGGACGAAUCAUGUAAACCGUGUGAAUGUCAAGUCGGGUCCCCCACUGUUCGAGUUGAUGCAGAAACUGAUGCUCGUAAACUUAGCCCGGAGUGAUUUUCGUACAAAUAUGCAAUCCGAAACUGUUGAGCCGAUCCAUGCCUCAAGGCACUGGGGAUGAAUUCUGGAAUAAGCUGUUUAGCCUCUGAGCUUUUACAAUGAAGUUCAUGGCUAAUGAAAUCAGUACAAUGGCAAUCUCAUUGGGUUCUGAACUUGUGUCUUGCAAGAUGGCCACAAUCGGCAUGAAAAACUAAAGUGGUAGAUGCUAGAAAAGGGAACUUUGUCUUGCAGUUGCACAAUUUUCCUGCCCAGAUAGCUGAACACCUGAUGUGUAUGUCUUGUGAGAUGAAACUAAAUGAGCAACUUCUCCAGUCUUGUAAGCCUGUGUAAUUAGCCUUUAACUCUGAAAUUUUGUAUUUAAUGUUGAGCAUAAUGACACGUUAUAAGUCAUAUCAAA
Messenger RNA from Ipomoea triloba (trilobed morning glory), 2449 nucleotides. RefSeq lists its product as uncharacterized. The coding region runs from base 508 to 2049 and encodes 513 amino acids. The record is from RefSeq and is a predicted model, not a curated record. The transcript has 4 exons. Lineage: Eukaryota; Viridiplantae; Streptophyta; Magnoliopsida; Solanales; Convolvulaceae.